Molecule: messenger RNA, 603 nt
Organism: Selaginella moellendorffii
Lineage: Eukaryota; Viridiplantae; Streptophyta; Lycopodiopsida; Selaginellales; Selaginellaceae
Product: putative pentatricopeptide repeat-containing protein At2g01510
Exons: 2
Coding region: 1-603 (200 amino acids)
Biological process (GO): RNA modification
Molecular function (GO): protein binding; RNA binding
Source: RefSeq, a predicted model, not a curated record
AUGCUAGGCGGAUAUUCCCGGCUUGGGGACGCGCGGAAAACCGCGCGCCUCUUCCAGCUCAUGCCCGAGCGCGACAUCCUCUCCUGGACGGCACUGCUCACAGCCCACGCGUACGGUAGGAAUAUCUAUGAAUGCCGGAGGAUCUUCAGCGAGAUGCCGUAUCACGACACGGCAUCCGAGGCCUCGAUGCUAGGGGCAUAUGCGCUGGCCGGGAAUCUGGAAGACGCCCAGCGCUUCUUUGCCGGCAUGGGCGUACGGAACGUGGUGGCGUGGACGUGCCUGGUUGGAGCGUACGCCAGGGCCGGGCGCUUCCAGGGAGCGUUGGAUGUGUUCCGUACGAUGGUACUGGACGGCAUCCGGCCCAACGAGAUCUCCCUGUGCUGCGUGCUGCUGGGAUGCAGCCACGGCGGCAUGGUAUCGGACGGCUGGGACUGCUUUAGAUCGAUGGCUGGGGAUCACGGGCUGAGGCCUCUCAAGGAGCACUAUGGUUGCAUGGUGGAUUUGUUAAGUAGAGCCGGGCAUUUGCGAGAUGCCCAAGAUCUAGUCUGGAAUAUGCCCUUUAUCCCUGACGAGGUGGAGUGGACUUCCUUGUUAGGUAAGUAG